Messenger RNA from Branchiostoma belcheri (Belcher's lancelet), 2784 nucleotides. Its product is annotated as sodium bicarbonate transporter-like protein 11. Gene Ontology annotation, biological process: monoatomic anion transport; transmembrane transport; monoatomic ion homeostasis. Bases 190 to 2523 code for a protein of 777 amino acids. The transcript is spliced from 19 exons. Gene Ontology annotation, molecular function: solute:inorganic anion antiporter activity. Lineage: Eukaryota; Metazoa; Chordata; Leptocardii; Amphioxiformes; Branchiostomatidae. Gene Ontology annotation, cellular component: basolateral plasma membrane; plasma membrane. The record is from RefSeq and is a predicted model, not a curated record.
GGGACAGGAGAGUCUCUCAGAGUAGAAGACACGCCUGGUCCAGAAGACGGAGAAGCGCCUACAAUUUCAAGUCGUCCAAGACCUCUACACAACACACCAUCCACAGUUUCCUUUCUCGGUUUCGGGUCGGACAACGAACUACGGAGGAAAACGCUGAGGAAAAGGAGAGUCGGAAAUGCCCUAACGGACAUGACGGACGGUCAGCGGGAAUCGCUGGCCUUCUCGACUUACACCUUAGACAGUGAAGAUGAUGAUGCCUCGGAUCGGAUCAGUAAGGACGAGAUAACUUUGAUGUUUGCAACUCAUGAGAAAAUCCCAAAGAAAGAUUUCCGCCAUGAGUACGAAGCCAGCAGAGACGUGGACAGUUUCUUCAGUAUGGUGUCGCUGGACCUGGACAUCACGGAGACCAGUCUGUUUGGUAUCGUGGUGAGAAUGGUGGAGGGACUUCUGAGGGAGGAGCCUGACUGUAGCCCAGAGGAGGCACUGUCCGCUCUCUUCACACACGACUCUGUUCACCAUUUCAACAGAACAGUGCAGGGGACCAGUCAGACGGAAUACGGGAGUGUGGAUUACGACCAGAGUUGGAUAUGCGCCUUCGCCAGUAUGAAGAACCUGAAGAAACGCCAGGUGUCCAUCGCCAGGCUGAAACACCCCCGUAACCUGGGAGAGACCAGUCAAGAGAUCAGAUUCAUCAUCAUCGUACUGGCUCCUAGUGAAGAGAAAACGACCCGCAGCGCCCUGGAGACUGCUCGCACCUUCGCCACGCUGCUACACGAGCCCGAGAUCCGCCAGGAGUUUCUGGACUGCCGUGACAAGGUGGAGUUUAUGAACCUGCUGAGACUGGUGGAGCUGAAGUACUGCAAGGACGGCGAGAUUGAAGAGUGCGCAGCGGACACCGGAAGUUCAGAAUCCUUGGCUUCUUUCGAGAAACCGGAGGACCGACAAGGAUGCCCCAUCGGCAAAGGCGUCUGGAACGACAUCAAACGUCGGGCACCGUUGUACUUCAGUGACUUCAAAGAUGGUCUUGUGGGACGUCACACCCUGCAUAAGCUGAUCUCGGCCACGGUGUUCCUGUACUUCGCCUGUCUCCUCCCGUCUAUCGCGUUCGGCACCCUGAACAGCAGAAACACCCACGGAAUGAUAGAUGUGCGGAAGGUGAUCGUGUCCCAGACGUUAGGAGGGCUGAUUUACGCCCUGUUCUCGGGACAGCCGCUCAUCAUCCUACAGACGACAGCACCACUGGCGCUGUACACACAGAUUAUCUACGAGAUAGCACACAGUCUGCACGUGGACUUCCUGCCGAUGUUCGGCUGUGUGGGUCUGUGGAGCUCCGGCUUCGUCUUGCUGUACGCCCUGGUGGGCGCCAACCGCAUCAUGAAAUACACCACCAGAUGUGUCGAAGAGAUCUUUUCUCUAUUCAUCGCCAUCACGAAAGUAGCGGCGGCGUUAGAGAGUCUCAUCCACGAUUUCCAGGAGAACAUCGGUCCGGACUGCGGCCACAACGUGACCACGUCUGAAGGCGAGGGUUACGGCGAGGCUGCGGCGGGCUGUCAACUGGACAAGGCUUUGCUGCACUUAUUGCUGCUCCUGGGCACGGUGGCUUUGGGCAUGAUGCUGUAUAACAGUAUUCACAGCCCUUACCUUGAUGCCAGCAAACGCGAGCUGCUCGCCGACUACUCCUUGCCAGUCUCUGUCAUCUUCAACUCCUUCAUGGGCGUGUAUGUGUUCAGCAUGGUCAGCCUGAAGCGGUUCGAUGUUCAGACCGGUCCCCUGUUCGUGCCGGUAGAGUUGGGAAGUCUGACGUCCACUGCUGUCGUCACCGCCAUGGGGCUGGGCUUCUGUCUGUCUCUCCUGUUCUUCAUGGACCAGAACAUCACAGCCGCUAUCGUCAACAGUCCAGCGAACAAGUUGAAGAAGAGCUCUGCGUACAACCUGGACCUGUUGGUGAUCGGCAUCAUUAACGGUAUCCUGUCCGUGUUCGGUUUUCCCUGGCUGCACGGCACGCUGCCACACUCGCCUCUACACGUGCGCACACUGGCUGACGUGGAGGACCGCGUGGACCAGGGCAGGCUGUACUCCAUUGUGGUACGAGUACGUGAGACACGGCUAGCCGCCAUCCUCUCACACACCCUCAUCGGUCUCUCGCUGCUGCUGCUCCCGUCUCCUCUCAACUACAUCACCCAGCCUGUCCUCAACGGGCUCUUCAUCUUCUUCGCUCUCAUCUCAUUCAGCGGGAAUCAGUUUUACGAGAGACUCGUGUUGCUCAUGACAGAACAGUCGGCGUACCCACCCAACCACUACAUCCGACGGGUGCCGCUAGCGCAGAUCCACCUGUUCACGUUCUGCCAGGUGCUACAGCUGGCCGUGCUGUGCGGCCUCGGGCUGUCCGCCAUGCCCUAUCUGGAGAUGAUCUUCCCCAUCGUGCUCUUACUACUUCUCCCUAUCAGACACAAGCUGAUGCCUCUGCUGAUAGACCCGAAGUACAUCCGGGCACUGGAUGCCGCGCACACGGACAACCACUGAUGGGCAUGCGCAACUGACGUCACCACAGAACUGUGCCAUACAUACAUUUAACGUCAUAGAUACAGUCAUGAAAUCGUCAUCAACUUGUCAUCGACCUACGGUAGACCUAUAAGUCAUCGUGAAAAUAGUGAUAUAGUAAAUCAUAUUUCAUAUAUCCUAAUAUGAAAGACCACACUCACGGAAACAAACAAUGACAAUAACGGAAAUGCUAUGCACAUACCUCCAACGUGUGUGUUCUGACUUUGUGAAAUAAAGUCCAGA